AUGAUUUGGUAUGUGGCCACUUUCAUCGCAAGUGUGAUCGGCAGCGCCCGAGGACUGGCCGCCGCUCAAGGUGCCCACGGCUUAAGAGAGGAACCCGAGUUUGUGACAGCUCGUGCUGGGGAGAGUGUGAUUCUGGGAUGCGACGUCAUCCAUCCUCUGAUGGGCCAGCCUCCUCCCUAUGUGGUGGAGUGGUUCAAAUUUGGAGUGCCUAUACCCAUCUUCAUCAAAUUUGGGUUCUACCCACCCCAUGUGGAUCCAGAAUAUGCUGGCCGUGCCAGCCUUCAUGACAAGGCAUCUCUGCGCAUCGAGCAGGUUCGCUCGGAGGACCAGGGCUGGUACGAGUGCAAAGUGCUCAUGCUGGAUCAGCAGUAUGACACUUUCCACAACGGCAGCUGGGUGCAUCUCACAGUUAAUGCUCCCCCCACCUUCACAGAAACUCCCCCCCAAUACGUAGAGGCGAAAGAAGGCAGCAGCAUCACUCUGACGUGCAUGGCUUUUGGGAACCCUAAGCCCACCGUCACCUGGCUAAAGGAAGGGGAACUCUUGGGUGACAAGAAAAAAUACCAGGUUACAGAUGGCAGCCUGACUGUUCUGUCCAUCAGUCGGAAUGACAGAGGUGCUUACACCUGCAGAGCGUACAGCAUCCAAGGAGAGGCCAUGCACACCACCCGUUUGCUUGUCCAAGGACCCCCUUUCAUUGUUUCCCCUCCAGAGAACAUCACCGUUAACAUCUCCCAGGAUGCCAUGUUCACCUGCCAGGCUGAGGCAUAUCCAGGCAACCUGACCUACACGUGGUACUGGGAAGAAGAAAACGUCUACUUCAAGAAUGACCUAAAGCUGAGGGUUCGCAUCCUGAUUGAUGGGACAUUGAUCAUCUUCAGAGUCAAGCCUGAAGAUGCUGGCAAAUACACCUGCAUUCCAAGCAACAGUCUCGGCCGCUCUCCUUCGGCCUCUGCUUACCUGACGGUGCAAUAUCCUGCCCGGGUGGUGAACAUGCCACCUAUCAUAUAUGUACCGGUAGGAAUACAUGGAUACAUCCGUUGUCCAGUUGAGGCAGAACCCCCAGUUACCAUGGUGAAGUGGAAUAAAGAUGGCCGCCCUCUGCACAUUGAAAAGUUUUCUGGCUGGAGUCUGAUGGAAGACGGCUCGAUCCGAAUCGAAGAGGCAACAGAGGAAACUCUCGGCACAUAUACCUGCGUGCCUUAUAAUGCUUUGGGUACCAUGGGCCAGUCCCCCCCUGCUCGACUGGUGCUGAAGGACCCACCCUAUUUCACGGUGCUACCAGGCUGGGAAUACAGACAAGAGGCAGGGAGGGAGCUGUUGAUACCGUGUGCCGCUGCAGGAGACCCUUUUCCUGUCAUCGCUUGGAGAAAGGUAGGGAAGCCCAGUAGAAGCAAGCACAACACCCUUCCGAGUGGCAGCCUCCAGUUCCGAUCCCUCAGCAAGGAUGACCACGGAGAGUGGGAGUGUGUCGCCACAAACAUUGUCACAAGCAUUACCGCCAGCACUCAUCUGACCGUCAUCGGCACAAGCCCACAUGCCCCGGGCAAUGUGCGCAUCGCUGUAUCCAUGACUUCAGCCAACGUUUCCUGGGAGCCCGGCUACGAUGGCGGAUAUGAACAGACAUUCUCAGUUUGGUACGGCCCUCUGAUGAAGCGGGCACAGUUUGGACCUCAUGACUGGCUCUCUCUUCCAGUGCCAGCUGGCCCCACUUGGCUGCUCAUGGAGAAUCUAGAACCAGAGACUGCCUACCAGUUCAGUGUCUUGGCCCAGAACAAGCUGGGCACAAGCUCCUUCAGUGAGGUAGUCACUGUGAAUACUUUAGCAUUCCCUGUCACAACUCCGGAACCCCUGGUGCUGGUUACUCCACCGAGGUGCCUCACAGCCAAUCGGACGCAGCAAGGAGUUCUGUUGUCAUGGCUUCCUCCAGCCAAUCAUAGCUUUCCCAUUGACCGUUACAUCAUGGAGUUUCGGAUAGGAGAAAGAUGGGAGAUUUUGGAUGAUGCCAUCCUGGGGAGCGACAAUGAAUUUUUUGCCAAGGAUUUGACUCAGGACACCUGGUAUGAAUUCCGGGUUCUGGCUGUCAUGCAAGACCUCAUCAGCGAACCCAGCAACAUCGCUGGUGUAUCCAGCACAGAUGUAUUUCCGCAGCCAGACCUGACGGACGAAGGUUUGGCCCGGCCUGUGCUGGCAGGGAUCGUUGCCACCAUCUGCUUCCUCGCGGCGGCCAUCCUGUUCAGCACGCUGGCGGCCUGCUUUGUCAACAAGCAACGCAAGCGGAAGCUGAAGCGCAAAAAAGACCCUCCUCUCUCCAUCACCCACUGCAGGAAGAGUCUGGAGUCACCGUUAUCCUCUGGUAAGGUGAGUCCCGAGAGCAUCCGCACACUGCGGCCUCCUUCCGAAUCCUCCGACGACCAAGGGCCACCGGGCAAACGGAUGCUGAGCCCCACCAAGGAGAAAGAGCUCUCCCUCUACAAGAAGACCAAGCGGGCCAUCAGCAGCAAGAAGUACAGCGUCUCCAAGGCGGAGGCCGAAGCCGAGGCCACCACUCCCAUCGAACUCAUUAGCCGUGGGCCGGAUGGCCGCUUCGUCAUGGAUCCUUCCGAGAUGGAGCCCUCUCUCAAGACCCGGCGGAUCGAGGGCUUCCCCUUUGUGGAGGAGACCGACAUGUACCCGGAGUUCCGUCAGUCGGACGAAGAAAACGACGACCCUGUGAUGCCUGCCUCCGUGACAGCCCUCAAGUCCCAGUUGACUCCUCUUUCCUCCAGCCAGGAGUCUUACCUUCAGCCACCAGCAUACAGCCCUCGAUUCCACCGGGGCCUGGAGGGGGCAGGUGUCCUGGAAAGCCGCCUCCAAGCCACGGGCCAAGCCAGGCCUCCGCCCCCUAGGCCGUUCCACCAUGGCCCGUAUUAUGGCUACCUCAGCAGCGGCAGCCCUGGGGAGAUGGACCCUCCGCCCUUCUACAUGCCAGAGGUCAGCCCUCUCAGUUCGGUCAUGUCCUCCCCUCCUCUGCACCCCGAGGGGCCUUUUGGCCACCCCACCAUCCCUGAGGAGAACGGAGAGAAUGCUUCCAACAGCACCCUGCCCCUGACCCAGACACCCACAGGGGGCCGGUCCCCUGAGCCGUGGGGCAGGUCCGAGUUCCCUUUCAGCGGCCUGGAGUCUUCGCCCAUCAUGUUCCCUCACCAGCUCCACCCGUGCGAAAUGGCGGAGAGCCUGCAGCCCAAGGCCAGUCUUCCAAGGGGGCCGCCACCUUCCUCUCUUCAGGUCCCCGCCUCGUACCCGGGCAUCCUGGCCCUGGAGGCGGCCAAGAGUUGGACGGGCAAGUCGCCCAGCAGGAGCCAACCUUCCGUGCCCGCCGCCGCCGCCGCCAAAUGGCAGGACAAACCUAUGCAAACCCUGGUGGGUCAAGGGCAGCUGCGACACACCAGCCAAGGCAUGGGCAUACCUGUGUUGCCUUACCACGGGCCGUCCGAGUCAGUCAGCCACAGCGGCACAAGCACAUUCGGGCUGGACACCAGGUGGUACGACCCCCAACCGAGACCUCGGCCCAGCCCUCGGCAAGCCAGGAGGGCCGAGCCCAGUUUACAUCAGGUGGUGCUACAACCUUCGCGGCUUUCUCCCCUGACCCAAAGCCCCCUCAGCUCCCGUACCAGCUCCCCGGAGCUGACGGCACGUGCCAGGCCACGGCCGGGCCUCAUCCAGCAGGCGGAGAUGUCCGAGAUCACCCUUCAGCCUCCGGCGGCUGUUAGCUUCUCCCGCAAGUCGACGCCAUCGACGGGGUCUCCGGCCCAGAGCAGCCGGGGAGGGAGUCCGAGUUUCCGUCCGGCCAUGGCCUUCACCUCUUUGGCCACGUCUGGGUACCCUCCCUCUCAGUGCCCCUCCCUGCCGGUGGAGCCCAUGGACGUCUUUGGACCAAUCCCCUCGCCGAGGAGGGCUGGAGAGGAGAUCCUUCAGCCAGAGCCGACACCGACGACCAGCUCGGGAAAACGUCCGUCUCCAACCCGGAGCGCUGCUGCACCUGAGAGACUCGAAGCUCUGAAAUACCAGCGGAUAAAGAAGCCCAAAAAGUCAUCCAAGGGCUCCUCGAAAUCAAAAAAACAAAUCAAUGGUUCUGCCUCCCAGGUUCAGCAACACCCUAACUCUCAGGUACUGUGGCCCGACGAAGCUGUCUGUCUCCGGAAGAAAAAAAGGCACCCUCGCCAGGACCCCUUUGCCCGCCUCUCCGCACUGAAGGAUGACCUCUGCCACCGGCAGGUCCCUGAAGACCAGACAGCCAUUCUCAACAGCGUGGACCAUGAUGACUCCAGCGGGCAUGCGACCUUGCUCUAGAGGAGCACCAGCCAGAGAAGGGACAAGGGGAAAGUGGGGGAAGGGGAAAGGAGAGGAAUGAUCUUGUGAUCCGGCAGAAACCCGUGAUGGAAGACCCUGAAGCACAGGUGUGUGUAGCUCUUCUGUUCGAAGGUGUGGGCUUCAGUCUGGGUAUCAGCAAGGUGGUGGUGGUGGUGGUGCUGAGGGAAUGUGCCUAGUAAGCAAUUAAUAGUGCACCUUGUGCACAUGAUUCUUGUGUGAUAUUUACCAGAAGAAAAUCCAGCAUCAUGCCUUUGAUUUUUUGCCACAGAGAGAUUGGCAUUAGCCUACAUUUAUCUUCAGUUGUAGUGCAAUCCAUGAGGACUGGAAACAUCUUGGUUUAGAGAGUGGAUGCAAGGUGUGGGGGGGGGAGGAAUCCCAGGUUAUAUUCAGAUUAGCUUUACUUAACUUUCCUGCAAAGUGACAGGCAAUGAAAUAAAUGGUAGCAUGGAGUUAUAAGGCGGAAGGAGAAAAACCUUCAAAGCGAUCGUCUUUUGUAAAACUUGGGCAUGGCUGAAACCUUCUCUCCAACAUAGCUUAAGUUUGACAUGUCUUUGAAAGCGGGGGGGAGAAUAUCAAUUUACAACUUGGUUUCAAAAUUAUACAUAGAGUGGGUUUUUUUUUUUAAAGAAAAAAAUAUAGAU
This is a messenger RNA of Pogona vitticeps (central bearded dragon), 4994 nucleotides long. The record is from RefSeq and is a predicted model, not a curated record. Lineage: Eukaryota; Metazoa; Chordata; Lepidosauria; Squamata; Agamidae.